AUGCUUUUUGUUGUGCAGUGAUUAGGCAAUAAGGACACUGCUGAUAGAGUAUGAGAUCGAUAAUGACUAAUACUGAAGGUACAAAUCCUGAGGUCUACCUAUCAUUGGGUCUCAUCACAUCAUGCAAGAAGUCUCCUGGAUUCCCAAGGAUAUUAUCCCUUAUAUCCUCAAUUCUUGAGACAACCGUCGAAAAUACUGAAAAUAAACUGGAUUCGUUGGAAAUAACAGACACUGCAAGUGUCUUCACCGGUAUGAGAGCACCGACACUUAGCAUACGAAGGUACAUGGAGCGCAUCUUCAAGUAUGCAAGGUGCAGCCCGUCUUGCUUUCUUCUUGGAUACAUAUAUAUUGAAAGAUUCCUUCAACAACCCGACACUUAUUUGACCUCCCUCAAUGUCCAUCGUCUGAUCGUCACAAGUGUUAUCGUCGCUGCCAAGUUUAUAGAUGAUGCCUUCUGCAGCAAUGCAUAUUAUGCAAGAGUUGGAGGGAUCAACACAUUGGAAAUGAAUACACUGGAGCUCAACUUCUUAGCCAAUCUAGAUUUCAAACUCCAUGUGACCGUAGGUACAUUCGACAAGUAUUGUUCGCGGAUAGAAACAGAAGCCAAGACCUACCGCAUUGAGCCACCGAUCAAGACUUGCGCGGUCGAUGAGUGGACGAACAUAGAAGAUCCGAAACACCCAGCAGUGGUUCGGAGAUACAGUUGGGGUACGACAUGAAUGUUUCUUCAGAGCACUUGAACACAAACUGGAUAUUCAAAUUUCAUUCAUUCAACAAGAUCUAUAUUGCACAUUAUCAUAUCUUUUCAUGAACUGGAUAAUUCAAAUUUUAGUUGUUUAAUUUAGUCUAAUUGAUUAGUAUGUAGACUAAUUUUAUUCAUGUUUAAAUACUAAAUUCGUCGACCAUAAAUAAAUACAAACAAAUUUAGCUAUUUUCUUUUAUUGCUCCUCUAAAAUAUUUUGCUCACUUAAUGUGUUUUUCUUUGACUAUAAAAUUGGGUGGUCAUGCUAAUAAUCCACGUGUCAAGUUCGGAUAACAAACCUAUAGAUUUCAUCACCCACCUCCUCCAUUCGCGAAGCCUUCGUCCUCCCCAUCCAUCAACCAGCGCCAUGCCGCCGUCGCCUCUUCCUCUCGCAACUCCCGUCUCCUCGUCCCCUUCCUCCGCCCUCGCGCUCGCCGCCUCCACCGCCGUCCGCUCCGCCAUCGCAUCGACGCCGCCCAGCGUCACCGCGGCCGUGGGAAGGCGGGAGCUGGGCCUGUCCGCCUGCUUCACCGCGCUCACUCUCUCGCUCGCCAGGCCCGCCCCCGCCGCCGUCCUGGAGGCGGACGACGACCUGGAGCUUCUGGAGAAGGUGAAGAAGGACCGGAAGAAGAGGCUCGAGAAACAGGGCGUCAUCAGCUCCUCCCUCAAGGAAAAAGGGCACCUUCAAGAAGUGAUCUACAAACUGAGCAAAGUGGGCCAAGCCAUCGAAAACAACGACCUCGAUGCAGCCAGUUCUCUUCUAGGCCCAAGCACCACAGUCGAAUGGGUUCAGAACGUAAACGCAGCCUUUUCUAAGCUAAGUAGCAGCCCAGAAGAGAAAACUGAGGUGGACAACUUCAAUUCUUCCUUGGCAUCUCUGUUCGCCUCAGUCGGCGACCGCGACGUUGGGUCUAGUAAACUGGCUUUUGUAUCGUCCGCAAGCGCGCUGGAGAAAUGGGUGGAGUUUGCUGGCCUGGUUGGCCAGCUGAAGGGCCUCUGAUGGUGUGUGAGGGUUUCUUCUUGCGACUCAAAAUGGGUUCACUCUUUUUUGUUAAUUUCAUCUAGGCCAACUUACUUUCAUUCUUUAUGUGAGUGUACUAGCUAGAUUUCAUGUUGAAUUCCCUUUCGUAAAGUCUUUGAAACAUGAAUGAUGUGUGUCGUAUGCAUUUAUAUUUUCGGUAUCAAAUCUGAAGUUUUUGUUCA
Zingiber officinale is the source of this 1945-nucleotide messenger RNA. Its product is annotated as thylakoid lumenal 16.5 kDa protein, chloroplastic-like. Gene Ontology annotation, molecular function: protein kinase binding. Bases 1005 to 1742 code for a protein of 245 amino acids. Gene Ontology annotation, biological process: photosystem II repair; regulation of cyclin-dependent protein serine/threonine kinase activity. The transcript has 5 exons. Lineage: Eukaryota; Viridiplantae; Streptophyta; Magnoliopsida; Zingiberales; Zingiberaceae. The record is from RefSeq and is a predicted model, not a curated record.